Amyelois transitella is the source of this 2827-nucleotide messenger RNA. RefSeq names its product golgin subfamily A member 5 (gene Golgin84). Lineage: Eukaryota; Metazoa; Arthropoda; Insecta; Lepidoptera; Pyralidae. The coding region runs from base 130 to 1950 and encodes 606 amino acids. The transcript has 9 exons. The record is from RefSeq and is a predicted model, not a curated record. Gene Ontology annotation, biological process: Golgi organization; retrograde transport, vesicle recycling within Golgi. Gene Ontology annotation, cellular component: Golgi membrane; Golgi cisterna.
GUUUACGUGUCAUAUCAUCGACUGUCAAAUCAAAUUUGUCAAAUCAAAUCCAAAUGUAUGCACAAAUAAAUUUAAAAUAAAUAUUUUUUGGCUCGGAAUCUUAAUGAUUUGCACUCAAGAAUAACAGCAAUGGAGUGGUUCGCUGAUCUCGCCGGUAAAGCGGAGAAUCUCCUUACAAACUUGGAUGAAUCUACCGGCGCGGCUUUGCGGAACCACAACCCCGCGAAGACGAGAAAAGAGAAAAACGAUAGUACCAAUACUGAACCAAUAUGGAAGAGAUCUCCACCCAGGAAUACUAAAAGGUUUUCAGCAGCUUCCGAAACCCGUUCUGGAUAUUUACCGCCCCGUAAACCGUCUGUACCUUUUCACCCAACUCGUUCAUUGACAAAAGACAAUCAAGAUGUGAAAGAAAGGUCCCCUAAGAAGGUUUCACCUUCAAGGAGAACACCACAACAUAAUCUAAACCACUGUCCCAAGACACUGGUAGGUGAUAUCAAAAACAGUGAUGUUGAUGAUACCUUUGGCUUGAGGCAAAGAAAAUAUCAUUCCAGCCUACCAGAGAACCUCGAUCUCAUAAACCCAGACAGUUUGAUGUACAGGAUGCAAAAUUUGGAAGUGGAAAAUGCCAUGUUAAAAAAUGAACUCAAUGUAAUGAACCGAGAAGUAUCAGAUUUGCUUGACAGACUGCGCAGGGCGGAGGAUGGUAAUUGUGUAGUAAAUGGUCAUACAGAACUAAAAGAAACAAAUGGCAAACUGGAAGACGCACAAAUAGUAAAGAAGCAACUGAAUGCCGACAAAGAGAGUUUGAGUGCUCAGAUGGCUCAGUUGCGGCAGAAGAUCCAGGAUUUGACCUCCAUAGAGGUCACCAAGUAUAAGGAACAGAAUAAUAGGCUGGAAAUAGAAGUUACACUGCUGACUGAUAGAAACAAUGAUUUGGAAGAGAAGGUAAAGCAACUCACAGAAAAGGCCCACGAGCGAGAUCUGGCUCAAAUAAAAACUGAAAACGAUUUACGUCACGCGCAAACAACCAUUUGUGACUUACAGAACGACUUGGAGCGGUCCAAGGCCGAAUGUUUGCGGCUGGAGAAAGACUGGGAGACGUAUAAACUGAGGGUGAAAAGCAUGCUUUUCGCUAAAGACAAUGAGAUAAAAUCACUGCAAGAAGGCAUGAAUUUAACUGAGGACACGAAGAUAUUGAUCGAACAGUUGGAGAAUUUGAAAGAAGAAAGGGAGGUGUUAUCCGAGUCGAUUCUCCGCGUUCGCAACGAAUGCGACAAUAUGAGGCAGCAUAUAGAACAGUUGGAAUCUAAACACCACUCCGCUGAGAGAGUGGUCGCUGCCCUGAGAGAGGCUUUGAGAGACGAACGAGCCGCUAGGAAUAGGACUGAGUCGCAGUGUAUAUCUAUAGGGAAGGAACUCAAAUCCAUUCAAAUCGAAACCGGCCAGACCAUAGCCAAUCUCCGUUCAGCUUUAAGAGACAAAGAACACGAAAUCAACCGCCUCCGUGAAUCCGCUUCCGCCCCGACCACAGACACGAGCGCUCUGAACGUGGGGGACUAUGACGUCAUGCAGGAAUCCAUAGACAGCGAUAAAAUACAUUAUCUAACGGAGACGCUGGUGCAAAAACAAGGGAAGAUUGAUUCGUUGAUGGCAGACAAUAAUAUGCUUAGGAUACAGUUGGAUAAAUUGCAAUCUAAAUACAAAGCCGAAGUGGCCCUCCGGACAACGACCGCUCACAGCGUGGUCCAGCUCCAAGACACAGAGUACAGGCGAGUGCGGAGCGCUUCAGCUCUCGCCAAGUUGUCCAUGAGGGUGGGAGUGGCUCUCAAGCGGUACCCCGUUUUCAGGCUGUUCCUCCUGGUCUACAUGAUUGGACUGCACUUUUGGGUACUCACAGUAUUAUUGACCAGCACUCCGGAGGGUUAUCUGCCGAGGGCAAGCAAAUCCUGAAAAUUUAAGCUUUAAAAUAAAAAUUGAUGUGGCAUUUCACUCAAAAAGGGCCCAGUGUUUGACGGGAACUUAGCCGUUUCGCAAUUGGUAUAAUUCGCGUGUGGUCAUUGGGCUUUUUUGCGUGUAACACCACAAAUAAUCAAUAAAUAUUUUAAAUAUUAACCUAGUUAAGUAUUAGGGGACUUAUACACAAAGCAUAAUAGAAAUUUGUAUCCACACAACUGAAAUGAGUUAACUGACUAAAUUUCUGUGAUGCUUUUUUUCCUUUUUUUUUCACGUGUUUUGUGCCAGUUCUGUCUUGAAAAACUAAGAGCCAUUUAUUUUAAUAGAAAGUACUGACUUGAAUGCCAUAAAAUAUGUGCUUUACAAAAAAUUUGUAAUCUUCCCAAAAACAAAAUCUGUAAAUCGAUAUGACUGUACUUUGCGUACAUUGGUGCUGUGGUAUAACACUAUGUAAAUAAAAUGUUUGUAAAAAUGUAUAUAAAUUUUCUGAAUCUCUAAGACGAGGUUCAUUCGAAGGACCUUUUCUUUGAUUUAUGUAUCUUAUUAUCAUAUUUUUGGUCCAUUAAAAUUAUUUUUGAUUUUUUCCUAUUAUACCUUAAUUUCAAUGUAAUACAUGCACAAUUACUUUAUCUGCGUAAGUUAAAAUUAGAAUUGUAUGUCUAGGGCAAAUAUAAUAACAUUUUCUUAGAAACCGUAUUUUUACAACUGUUUUAAUGGAUCAUAAAUAUUGACUAGCCAUUUUAUGUACCUUGUAAAAAUAUUUAUUAUCACAAGAAGAGCUUGUAUCAUUAUGUAAAUUUAAUGGGAAUACGUUAUUUUUUUGGGUUGUUUUGUUUUUGGUUAUUGGAAACGUAAUAAAUUUUAUAUUUAACUA